Molecule: messenger RNA, 3619 nt
Organism: Cottoperca gobio
Lineage: Eukaryota; Metazoa; Chordata; Actinopteri; Perciformes; Bovichtidae
Product: zinc finger protein 791-like
Exons: 9
Coding region: 38-2731 (897 amino acids)
Biological process (GO): regulation of transcription by RNA polymerase II
Cellular component (GO): chromatin; PcG protein complex; transcription regulator complex
Molecular function (GO): DNA-binding transcription factor activity, RNA polymerase II-specific; RNA polymerase II cis-regulatory region sequence-specific DNA binding
Source: RefSeq, a predicted model, not a curated record
GAAAAGUUUCAUUCAGGACAACAAGCUGAAAUCCCACAUGCUUCUCCACGGUGCUUCAAAGUCCUUCAUGUGUGACCUGUGUGGAAAGACUUUUCUUUACAACUGCCAGCUGCAGAAACACCAGAAAGGGACUCAUGAUGAAAGACACGGGCAGGUCAUCAGAAGACGAACUCGAGAGCGAGGUAACCGCAGAGUCAUCUAUCGACGGGACAGAACGACAGUAGACGUGACGCCGUUCAGCUGCAAGACCUGCCGCAAGGGCUUUGACUCUGCGAGUUCACUGAGAAGACACGAGCAAAUUCACACGGGUCAGAUGCAGUACAACUGCGAGACAUGUGGGAAGUCUUUUUUCUACAAAGCCACGUACGACUACCAUCAACGGAUCCACUCGGGCGAACGUCCGUUCGGUUGUGACCUUUGCGGGAAAAGGUUCAUCAUCCCUCAGGCUCUCAAGUCCCACAAACUGCAGCACUCUGGAGAGAAACCACAUAAAUGCGAGCAGUGCGGCAAGGCCUUCAGGAUCUACACAAACCUCCUCAGACACUUGCGCGUCCACACGGGGGAGAAGCCCUACGAGUGUGAAGUUUGUGGAGUGAGGUUCAGGCAACUCGGGCACGUGAAGUUUCACAUGCAGGUCCACACAGGAGAGAGACCGUAUUCCUGCAGCAGCUGUGGUCUUGGAUUUUCAGACUCACGGUUGUUAAAGAGACACAACUGUGCUGAGAAAUACCAGAAGAGUUUAGGGAACACUGUCUCUACACCUGUCGCAAUGUCAGAUUUGGAGGCACAGGUAGGCUCCGUUUUGGAGAUAAUGGUGAAUGCUACGGUGACAGAAAUGACCAAAGUUAUCGGCGGCUCUGCAUCAACAUCAGAAAUGUCAUGUACGACUGAAAACACACACGGUUCCCCGGAAGAGAAGAGGAUCCAGUUCAGCGUCUUCGUGACGUCUCGGGCUCAAGAAGCUGUGGAGAAGAUCUGCCAGCUUUUCCACCAAUGUUCCUCUCUGCUGCAGCUGGAGGUGACACAGGGUGUUGCAGAGAUUGAGGACCUGAGGAGGAGACUGGAGGAGGCAGAGACGGAGCUGAAGCUGGUGCUGGAGGCCAGCGGAGGCCAGAUGGAGGCGGAGGAGCUGACGGAAGGAAGUAGUGGAGAGAAAGAGGGAAGCAGCGCUCAGACUAACGGAGCAGAGCCGGUCCAGAGCCAGCACUCCGGGAGGAAGAGUCGCAGAGUUAUGGCGAGCGAUGAUGUUUCAGUGAAGAGAUCGCCCAUAAUUCAUCUGUGGAAAGGCCGAACUUAUGAGGACAGUGUCCAACCUGUGAUAAUAAAGGAGGAAGGAUUCGAGGCGUUCGCUGACCAGGCGUCCUCUGAUUCCGGUCAGUACAGAGAUGAUCCGAGCCCGGAAGAUGACAACGACCCAGACUACCAGAUAGAGCCAGAAGAUCCAGAUGACUGUGACCCAGGAUUCACUACCAGACCUAAACGUGUUGUAAAGCCCAAGUCCCAUCGAGUCCGAGCAAAGAAGGAGAGUCAGAGUCAAAACCAGCAGCCUCUGAGCUGCAAACACUGCAGGAAAACCUUCACCAAGCUGCUGCAGCUGAAAGCUCACCAGGCUGUGCACGGGAUGAACGCGGAGAAGCCCUUCCGCUGCUCUCAGUGUGGCAGAGGCUUCUCGUUCCAGCGAAGCCUCAAUGCACACAUGCUGCUUCAUACAGGUGAGAGACCUCACACCUGUGAUGUUUGUGGAAAGGGUUUCACCCUGAAGCAGCUGCUGAGGAACCACCAGCGUCUCCACGCUGAGGUCCGUCCGUUUCGCUGUGAACAGUGCGGUAAGAGCUUCUACCGAGCCCACGGCCUGAAAAUGCAUCACAUGGUCCACACGGGAGAGCGGGCCUAUAACUGCCAGUACUGCAACAAAAGCUUCACAAUACAAGGUAACCUGCAGCGCCACCUGCGCAUACACACGGGGGAAAAGCCGUUCAGGUGCGAGACUUGUGGCAAAAGCUUCAACCAGGCUGACACUCUGAAAGGCCAUCAGCGGAUACACACUGGUGAGCGUCCCUUCAGCUGUGAGACCUGCGGCAAGUGUUUCAUCCAGAAGAGUGCCUUGAAGAUGCACCAGAAGACCUCUCACGCAGGCUCGAGGGAGAGGUCGCUAGCAUGCGUAGCAUGCGGCACUACGGUGACCUGUGUCGACUCGCUUCGCAAACACCUCCAGACACACGCGGCCACUAUUCCGUGUACGUGUGUGCUCUGUGGCCGGCGGCUCAGCUCCAUCACCGACCUGCGCUCGCACCAGCAGCACCACACAGUGGACAGGCCUCAUAGCUGCGGCCUCUGCGGGAAGAGCUUCAAGUCGUCCAGUUACCUGAAGAUUCACCUGAAGACGCACAGCGGGGAGAAGCCCUUCUCCUGCGACAUCUGCGGUCGCAUGUUUACACAGCACAGCAGCCUUAAAUCACAUCAGGUUGUCCACACAGGAGAGAAACCGUUCAGCUGCGACACGUGUGGUAAAUGUUUCAGCAACACAGGAAACCUGAACAGACAUCAGCGCAUCCACACCGGGGAGAAGCCGUUCAGCUGCGACACGUGCGGACGCAGCUUCAACCAGGGCAACAGCCUGAAAGCCCACCAGCAGAUACACACCGGGGAGAAACAGUUUAUGUGCGACAAGUGUGGGAAGAGUUUCUCCUACCUGAGGAACCUCAAGGACCAUAAGUGUUUCUACGUCUGAUGAGGCGUCAGCCCUGGUGACAGAGCGGAUGGCGUAGGCUUCCCUAACCUGUCGAGAAUUACAUGAGUGGACGGAUAAUAAGAGAAGACUUUGCUGUGAAAGUGGUUUUGGUAAUUAUGAAGUCUGGUUCUCCAGAUUUGUUUCACUGUGAAACUGUCAAAGAAAGUGGUGAUGAUAGACGCAGUGUUCGGAUUAUUAUUAUUAUUAUGGAACAAAUAAAUGAACCACCUUUAGUUGAAGUUGGAAAAAGGUUUAGAUGAGCAGCUUUUAUAAAAUUCAUUAUUGUAAUUAUUAUUAUUUGAAGCUGGUUACUACAACAAAAAGAGUUAAACUAGUUAGCGCCACAAUUGUAAGAACAGACCUCAUUAAAAAACGUUCCCUUUAAUUGAAGUUUUUGACUUGGCGACCAAUGUGACAAAUGGAUGUAAAAGUGUCGUUUUCAUUACUUUCCCCAAUUUUACUAGAGAUAUCAUAAAUGAUAUUUCCAGCCACACAAGUAGUAUUUUGCAGACGGAUGUUGAAUGACUUCCCUGACCUAAGGGGUGAACUCUAAGACUGUAAAGUGUGACUGACAGACUUUAUUGUUUGCUGCUUUUCUCAGGAUUUUUAAACAACCCUAUUUAAGUUGUGAGACUGAUGAUCAUAAUGUUUAACCAACUUCAGGAGCGAUUUUCUUUUCUUGUUUCAGAUGAUGAUCUCCAACAGAUUAAUAAGAUACAACUGAUGUUUUGGAAACGGAAGUUAUGUACAUUAGAAGAGCCGAUGUGCUGACUGAGAACAAUACCGAAACAAGGUUUAAGAAUGUUUCAACCGUAAUUUAUAUUGUGUAGUGUAUAUAAGUUAUAUCAACUUUGUGACUGAGUCAAACUGAUAAACAUUGACAUUCAA